Molecule: messenger RNA, 664 nt
Organism: Moneuplotes crassus
Lineage: Eukaryota; Ciliophora; Spirotrichea; Euplotida; Euplotidae
Source: the annotation of a GenBank genome assembly
CUAUGGAGGCUUAUGGUUUGAAAAAGGGGAAACUCAUUACCAAGACCCACAAAAUUGAGACUUUCAAAUACAACGAAGAGGAUAAGGACAUCGGAGAAAUUAAGGCUAGGAUAGAUGAUCAGGAAAAUCCUCAUAUACAGCUUGAGUAUAGACCUCUAAAGACUUGGGCGAACGGAGACACCUACGAGGGACAAUGGAACAAAGUCACCUCCUUGAAGCAUGGCUAUGGCACUUAUGUGUGGGAGAAUGGGCAGGAGUAUGAAGGCUACUGGAAGAACGGUAAACAAAAUGGAGAAGGUACAUUUACUUGGCCAAACGGUGACAUCUACGAAGGAGAAUAUAAGAAUGGUCAAAAGCAUGGAAAAGGGAAGCUCACUUGUGCUAAUGGAACCAUUUAUCAAGGAGACUUUAAAGCCGACAAAAGCUGCGGCUUGGGAACCCAAUCCUGGCCGAACGGCGACAAGUACGAAGGGUACUUCGCCGAUAACAAAGAGAACGGGAAAGGAACAUACACUUGGGAUGACGGCAGAAAGUACGUAGGAGUCUGGAAACAAGGCAAGAGACAUGAGAAAGGAGUCUUCUAUGAUCCUGAAGGCAACCCGGUUCCUCUAGAGUGGAGCAAUGGACAGUUACUGUAAUUCAGAUGAAAUGGAAUAAGUCAAGG